Gongylonema pulchrum is the source of this 360-nucleotide messenger RNA. The record is from the annotation of a GenBank genome assembly. NCBI's taxonomy places the organism in Eukaryota, Metazoa, Nematoda, Chromadorea, Rhabditida, Gongylonematidae.
AUGCACACUGUGUUCUUUCUGCAGAUUAUCAUUGGUGAUGAGCGAAGUUUCACAUUCGAUGGCGCGUUCGAUAUUGGAACUCGACAAGACGCAUUAUACGAUAAAUGCGUCAAAAAUCUGGUCGAAGGAACUUUCGACGGCUUCAAUGCAACUGUUUUGGCUUACGGCCAGACAGGUAGCGGUAAGACCUAUACAAUGGGUACGGCGUUUGAUCUGAUGGAUGUGAUGCAGGCCAGUGAAAUUGGCAUUGUUCCUCGUGCCAUUGAGCAUCUCUUCACAGAAAUGGAGGAGCGAAAACGCCAAGCUGUGGAACAAGGUUUGAUAGAACCUUGUUUCGAUAUCGUCGCACAGUUCGUCGAG